This is a messenger RNA of Mercenaria mercenaria, 3002 nucleotides long. RefSeq lists its product as uncharacterized. The coding region runs from base 78 to 308 and encodes 76 amino acids. NCBI's taxonomy places the organism in Eukaryota, Metazoa, Mollusca, Bivalvia, Venerida, Veneridae. The transcript has 5 exons. The record is from RefSeq and is a predicted model, not a curated record.
CCAGUCUGCUGCUCUUUUUGUUUCGUUUCGUUAAGGAUCAACUCAAGACCGGAAUAUGUUAUUAAUGCCAUAGACAGAUGCAUUCAUGCAAUGAAUCUGGAAGGAGAUAUCAGACUAAGAGUGGUUUCACACAAAGAGAAAUGACAGGAAUGCACAUGGUGGAGUUGUUGGAGCAUACAUACGGUCGGAUCUGGCUGGUGACAGGAAACCAAAAUUGGAGUUCAAGUUUUAGAUACCAGAAUAUAGUUGAAAUUCCUCAUCCAAAAACUGAGAGAGUUGCCACCCCUGUGACGAGACAGCGACAGUAAAAAGUUAUCACGUAUACCCGAAAUGUCAUAUUAUUUGGACUAGUCGAAGGCAUGUCACUCACGACUGCCCAUGCCUUAAAUAAUGCCUGGAGGGGCACCUGCCGCUUUUUCCCACAUCACAAUCUCCAAAUGAGCAAAAUGACAAAUAAAUCAAAAUAAAGAAAAAUACCACCAACAAAAAUAUAAAAUCUGCUGAAUGUCCGUAACCAAGAGAGGACCCUCGUGAUCUUAACCAUUUGUAAAUUAAACGUAUUUACUGUAUGUCUUGAUAGUGUAUGCAGUGAUAAACAUAAGUAGAAACAAUGAAAUGUUUAAUCCUUUGGAGAAACGGUAGUAGCAGUAGCAAUUCCUGGAGGCGAUAGAUGCAAACCUUUUGGAGUUAAGGCAGUAGAAAUGCCAAGCUCGUUCGAGUAAAGUUAGUUAAGGUGGUCAGUGCUGUUGCCUAAAGGUGGUAGAGAUGGUCUCUUCUGUUGCCUAGAGGCACUUCAAUUGCAUAGAAGUAGUAGGAAUUUUGUCUUCUAUUAGAGUUAGUAGAGAUGGACACCUCUAUUGCGUAAAGUUAAUAGAAAUAUUCUCCCCUUUGUGCAAAAGAUAUUAGCAAUGCCCAGCUGUACAGAGGAAGGAGGUUAGAAAUGACCGGCACUUUCAAUUUAAGCAGUAGAGACAGUUAAGGCAAGAUUUGCCCACCUCUCUGCCAUUUUUUGACAUGAAAGGGCAUGAGAUCUCGUCCAAAAUAAUCAUUUUUAGUUCUGAUAUUUAUUUUUAUGACAUAGAGGUAUGGAUAACGGCAAUGUAUAUGAUGUUAUUUUUUUCAUAGUGCGUAUCCAUUUCAGCACAAGCUGAUAUUGACUCACUUCCUGCGGAAUUUGCUGUCAUGUCGAACAUAUUUGAUCUACCUUUUCACCGAAAUACACUUUACCAAUCCUCAGUGAUGUACACAACAGCCAAAACGGAAUUGUUACAUUGAUUUUCUAAAAAUGGUAAAGCUAUAUAUAUAUAGGGAAAAUUGUUUGAACAAGUUAAAACAGAUCGUAUUUUACUGAAUCUCUAUCGCGAAAACAAGUUCCAUAUAAGAGUAAUGUCAAGACAAACCUACUGACUAAAAAUUAUUCAAAUGCAAUGAGUUACAUAUAUACCAACUUAACACUUUAUUACUCCCGGAGAGAAUACUCAUUUACACCUACAGAUAUUAUACAUUAAUUUUAUUCUUCACCCCGAUUGAAAAUAUUAGUGGUAAUGAUUAUUUUUAACGUACGCAGACCUAAAAAUGAUAAAAACUUCGCAGUAGUUGUAAGAAGGGUUGGCUACAAUUAAUUACUUUAUAAACUGACAUAUAUAUCUAUAGAUUUCGAUUCUUGUUUUCCUUCUUUAUUAUGUUAAGCAUAAGACUAUAAAAAGAAAUGUUGCUAAUUAUAAAUUGAAACUAAAAAUAUAUAACAUGCAUAAAUUGCCUAAGUCUUAUUUUAAAGAGGAAAACUGCUACGACAAAUAAAUGUUAAUGAAUUGCGUUUUUUCUCAAAACGAUGCAAAGGAAAGCAUUAGAUGGACGUUUUUUCUCCAAAAUAAUAACUUUUCAACAAGAACCUUGCAAAGCGACGACAUCUUUGAUUUUUUGUCUUUGUGAAACUUAAAUUUAUUUGCUACUUGUAAUUACAUUAGAAACCAAUCUGCAAUAAUUAACGACACAUCACCAAAAGAAAAAUUUUAGCAAUUGACAUCUUAUCUAAAAAAGCAAUGGAAACGGACAUUUCCAGAGCUUAUGUAGAGUUUUAUCAUGGCAUGGUCAGGCAUUGAAAAGAACAGGUAUAGGUCUUGAUUCCCAGUAUCAGUAGACUCCUUAGAACAUCACAUAGCAGGUAUUUUGUCCGCCUGCCUGCUGCCCGGAAACAAGGCUAGGAAAUACUUUGACGACCUCUUCUAGGAGGCAGUGCUGGUGUUAUACAUAAAACUUGCGUCUGUUAAAGUAAAAGUGUAUCAUUUCCAAAUGUACAAGCAACCUGAAAGACAUUUAUAAAUAAUUAGGUUACAUCAAGUGGUUGGAUGCAAGUGGAGGAAAUUGUUUAUCAAAGAUAAAGAUCUAUCCCAUAAAUUUCAAUUACAUUUCAUAUACUGGUGUGAAAUGAGAGUUACUGAUCUAGUGUCAAACUACUUCACAUACUUUUUAAUGUUUUCGUUACAAAGUUUCCGUAUUCAUUGGAAGAAUACUCUUCACACGGACGAGUAACAUCAACAAAUCUACUAAGUCUAUUUUAUAUAACAAUCAAGUUUACUGUCCGUGAGGAAACAAUGAUAAAUUUCAUAUGUACGGUAUAUUGUUCUGGGGUAUAGACAAGUUUGGAGAGCACCAACACCCCAGAACGGCAAAUUCUUGACUUGGCAUGCUGGCGCCCCUGCGAACGACACAUAUUGCAUUUAUCGUGUUGGUGCUCUCACUAGCUGUUACGGCAUGUUGGCUCUCUUCGAACGCGCCAACAUGCCGCAAAAAAAGAUAUGGUAAUAUCCUCAUUUUCACUGGUACUUUAUUAUUAUUUAUCGUAGAACAUUUCACUAGGAAAACUCAGUAGCAGGAUUGGUUGAAACAAAUCAAUCUAUAAGACAGCUAAAUGAUUAAAUUAUUUCUAUCUAAUAACUUGUGGUUUUUCAUUUGAUAAUGUUUUCCUUAAAAGAGUCAAUUUUGUAACAAGAUAUUAAUUU